GGCUGGCCCAAAGACUCUCUUAGUGUUGGAGAACUUCAUAAAUGGUAAAUUUGUCCCUUGUUCCUCCUACAUAGAUUCCUAUGAUCCAUCCACAGGAGACGUGUAUUGCAGAGUACCAGACAGUGGCAAAGAAGAGGCUGUCCUCCCCCUCGGCCUGGGAGAAUCCCUUUGUAGUGCUCGCACCCCAUCCCUAUAAAAAUCACCAAAAUGUUCAGGGAGAGGGGGAUCUCUGGCUGCUACAUGGGGUAAUUCGUUCUGGAUCAGGCAGCUUCCUUUUCUGAUGAGCUACUGAACUGAGGCAUACAACAUGGUGUGGAAGUGGCAGCGAAAAGAGGAAAUGGAGAAGCAACCACAGCAGCAGGAUGGCACCUAGUGGCGGAAGGAUGGAAGAGUAGAAGUUGCAGUCACAGCUGCCAGAGAUGCCUUUCUAGGCUGGUCCUCCAAAAGCCCUCAGGAAAGAUCUCAGAUAAUGAACAAGUUAGCAGACCUGAUAGAGCAUGACCUGGAGGCAUUUGCACAAGCAGAAUCAAAAGAUCAAGGAAAAACAAUUACAUUCGCUAGAACAGUGGACAUCCCACGGGCAGCAUACAACUUCCAGUUCUUUGCAUCUUCUAUCCUUCACCAUACCACAGAAUGCACUCAGAUGGACCACAUGGACUGUAUGCAUUACACCGUGAGAACUCCAGUAGGCAUUGCUGGUUUAAUAAGUCCUUGGAAUUUGCCACUUUACUUGCUGACCUGGAAAAUAGCCCCAGCCAUUGCAUCUGGAAACACUGUCAUCGCCAAGCCCAGUGAGAUGACAUCUGUCACUGCUUGGAUGAUGUGCAAACUUCUGGGUAGAGCAGGAAUCCCACCGGGGGUGGUGAACAUUGUGUUUGGAACUGGCCCCAAAGCUGGGGAGGCUAUUGUCUCCCAUCCUGAGGUGCCACUGAUCUCCUUCACUGGAAGCACGCUCACAGCCCAGCGCAUCAGGGAGAGGAGUGCCCCACACUGGAAAAAGCUCUCUCUGGAACUGGGAGGCAAGAACCCUGCAAUCAUCUUUGAGGAUGCUAAUCUGGACCAAUGCAUCCCUACCACUGUGAGAUCCAGCUUUGCAAAUCAGGGUGAAAUCUGUCUUUGCACCAGCAGGAUCUUUGUUCAGAGGAGCAUUUAUAAUGAGUUUUUGAAGAGGUUUGUAGAAGAAGCCAGAAAGUGGAAGGUUGGGAGCCCCUCAGAUCCCACAGCCAAUAUGGGGGCACUGAUAAAUAAAGAGCAUUUAGAAAAGGUAAAGAAUUAUGUGAAGAAGGCUCGAGCUGAAGGGGCUAGAAUUCUCUGUGGAGAAGGAGUGGAUUCUUUGGCUCUUCCAACUGGAAAUCAGAAUGGCUAUUUCAUGCUGCCUACAGUCAUUGCUGAAGUCAAGGAUGAAUCCUGCUGCAUGCAAGAAGAGAUCUUUGGUCCCGUGACGUGUGUGGUCCUGUUUGAUACGGAAGAGGAAGUGAUUAAAAGAGCCAAUGGUGUCAAGUAUGGCCUGGCGGCCACGAUAUGGUCAAGCAAUGUGGGGCGUGUUCAUCGUGUGGCCAAGAGACUGCAAGCUGGCCUGGUGUGGACCAAUUGCUGGCUAGUUAGGGAACUGAACUUGCCAUUUGGUGGGAUGAAAGCCUCAGGGAUAGGCAGGGAGGGAGCAAAGGAGUCUUAUGAGUUUUUCACUGAGGUCAAAACCAUUACAAUAAAACACUGAAAUUUGCCCAUUAAAUAUUUAAACAACCGACAUUUGUGCUUACAAGUGUCUCUGGGAUAUACCAAGAGAUCAUGGCCUGCUUAUAAUUAAUUUCUAUAGAAAUCCAUUUGUUGACAAAUACCAACUAAAGCUUAAGAUGCUCAGCCCCACAACUGGCAGCAGAGAAAGUAGAUUCUGUAUCCUACCCAAGCCACAAACCUGAUUCUGAGGGUUCAAGGAGAUCUUGAGGAUUCCAAAGUUAAUUCACCAUCUCUUUCUCAAGCUGGUCCAGUAAAAGGUAUUACCUCACACAUCAUCUCUCUCUCUCUCAUAUCUUGGGACUUAUAUGGCUGCAACAACACUGCGAAUAAAUGUCCCCCAAAAAGGCCGAUUAGUGACAGGGUGAUAAAUAAUGAUGGUUGUGGUCAACAAAUCACCUUGAGUGACAAAGACACAAGCGAGUUAUGAUGUUAUGUUCUAAUAGGAAUAAACAUAUUUGCUCUCUAAAUUGUUCCCAUGAACAAUACGUUUUGUACUUUGAUUGUGUCAUCAGACUAGAACUAAUGAAAUUUCACACUAAAAUCCCCAAGGCAGUGCUGCUUAUCUGUUUAGUUGUGCUAAACUCUAGAGCCAGGAUAUUCCUGCAAAGCACAAAUAAAGCAAACAUAUUUUUA
Mauremys mutica (yellowpond turtle) is the source of this 2370-nucleotide messenger RNA. RefSeq names its product aldehyde dehydrogenase 8 family member A1 (gene ALDH8A1). Gene Ontology annotation, biological process: retinoic acid metabolic process. Bases 470 to 1717 code for a protein of 415 amino acids. The record is from RefSeq and is a predicted model, not a curated record. Gene Ontology annotation, molecular function: retinal dehydrogenase (NAD+) activity. NCBI's taxonomy places the organism in Eukaryota, Metazoa, Chordata, Testudines, Geoemydidae. The transcript is spliced from 8 exons.